AUGGAUGAGAAUUCGGUCAGCUACGGCACACCUACAAAUGCCGCAUCGCCCGGCGCGAACCCAAUACUAGCACAGCCUCCUCUCCCUGAGGCAAAGGACCAAAAUGAAGGCAGGUUUCCAUUCCACGUGCAAAUGAGUGAGGGCCCUGGCCCGGCGAUCAAGCAAGACAGCACUACUCCUGCGCCCGGUGCGAUAUCUGACAACCCGCUCGACGCGCCCGAAGGACCCCCCGCCGAGACUGCUGGCCAAGAUGACGAGGAAAUGGGCGACGCGCCAAAGAACGAGUCGGCACAGUCCGGCGGCGCCACUCGGACUGACGGCACCGGCGAGGUGAAGACCAAGGAGUUCAUGGAGAAUGCCGCGAGAGAACACCUGAUUUCCCAGACACACGCUAUUGUGCUCCCUAGCUACAGCACCUGGUUCGACAUGAACACCAUCCACAACAUUGAGCGGAAAGCGCUGCCAGAGUUCUUCAACAACCGGAACCGAAGCAAGACACCUGCGGUAUACAAGGACUACCGUGAUUUCAUGAUCAACGCCUACCGGCUGAACCCGGUCGAGUACCUAACAGUCACUGCCUGCCGUCGGAAUCUGGCCGGUGACGUCUGUGCCAUUAUGCGCGUGCAUGCCUUCCUUGAGCAGUGGGGUCUAAUCAAUUAUCAGGUUGACGCUGAGCAACGGCCGUCCCAUGUGGGUCCACCAUUUACCGGCCACUUCAAGAUUAUCUGCGACACGCCCCGCGGCCUUCAGCCGUGGCAGCCGGCGGCCGACCCCGUCGUCUCCGAGGGCAAGCAAAACAAGGAUACCGAGGCCAAGGCUAGCGCGACCCCAGCGCCCAAGAGCGAACUCAACUUGGAAGUCGGCCGCAAUAUCUACGAGGCUAACGCCAAGCUCAACAAGCUCAACAAGACCGACAGCAAGACCAACGGCGAGGCGCCGACAACUAACGGCGUGUCUGGCACGGAUGACCUCACUAAGGCACCGAUUGUCAAGAUCAACUGUUUCAACUGCGGCACCGACUGCACCCGUAUUUACUACCACAGCUCGCAGUCGCACCCCAACUCCAAGGUCAAGUAUGACCUGUGUCCCAGCUGCUACCUUGAAGGGCGCCUGCCGGGCAACCAGACUAGCGCCCACUACACCCGCAUGGAGAAUCCCACCUACUCCUCCAUCCUCGAUAGGGACGCGCCGUGGAGCGAUGCGGAGAUUCUCCGGCUGCUCGAGGCGCUCGAGCGCUACGACGAGGAUUGGGGCGAGAUUGCCGAGUAUGUAGGCACCCGGACGCGCGAGGAAUGCGUGCUCCAAUUCUUGCAGCUCGACAUCGAGGACAAGUAUCUCGAAUCCGAGAAAGUAGAGGCCCCCAUCGGGCUGCAAAUGCUCGGCAGCCACGGCGGUCAGCUGCCCUUUAGCCAAACAGACAAUCCGGUCAUGUCUGUGGUGGGCUUCCUAGCCAGUCUUGCGGAUCCCGCUAGUACAGCGGCUGCCGCCAAUAAGUCGGCCGAGCUCCUGAAGCAGACCCUGCGCAACAAGCUCGAGCACAGCACGCAGGCCGACGCCAGCCAGGCUAACGGCAAGGGCAAAGAGAAGGAGGGCGGGGACACCAUGGAGGUAGACAUACGGCAGGACGUCACGACUACGACCACAACGACAACUACGACGACAACAACCACAAGCACCUCCGCCUUAGCGAGCAUCCCGCUAGCCGCCAUGGGGGCACGAGCCGGGGGGUUGGCAUCCCACGAGGAACGUGAAAUGACACGCCUCGUAUCGGCAGCCGUCAAUGUCACGCUCGAGAAGAUGGAGCUCAAGCUGAAGUACUUCAACGAGAUGGAGUCCAUCCUGCAGGCGGAGCGGCGCGAGCUGGAGCGCGCACGGCAGCAACUGUUUUUGGACCGGCUCGCCUUCAAGCGGCGCGUCCGCGAAGUUCAGGACAAGCUCCGGCAGGCCGUGUCGGUAGGCGGAGACCAGGGCCUGCGUAUGGCGCAGGACGUCAUGACGGACACGGACCGCAUGACGUUCCACCCCGCGCCGCCCGCCGGCGCCGUGCAGCCGCUCAGCGCCGAGGGACAGAUCAAGAGCUACGAGGCCUAG
Molecule: messenger RNA, 2091 nt
Organism: Canariomyces notabilis
Lineage: Eukaryota; Fungi; Ascomycota; Sordariomycetes; Sordariales; Chaetomiaceae
Product: SWI/SNF complex-like protein
Exons: 3
Coding region: 1-2091 (696 amino acids)
Biological process (GO): positive regulation of DNA-templated transcription
Cellular component (GO): SWI/SNF complex
Molecular function (GO): histone binding; DNA binding
Source: RefSeq, a predicted model, not a curated record